This is a messenger RNA of Porites evermanni, 2483 nucleotides long. The record is from the annotation of a GenBank genome assembly. NCBI's taxonomy places the organism in Eukaryota, Metazoa, Cnidaria, Anthozoa, Scleractinia, Poritidae.
GGGUUAAGCCAUGGUUUCCACUUGGGUUACAAAGGUAACCGCUUCCCCAGAGCUGCCAAGAAUCUCCCAUCUGCCAUCCAACAACCCCAAGUUAUUGAGAAAAACCUGCUAGAGGAAGUCCAGCUUGGUCGCCUGGCUGGCCCCUUUGAAUCCCCCCCUUUUCAAAAUUUUCAAAUUCAUCCCCUCGGCCUAGUCCCCAAAAAGGGAAGCCAAAAGUGGCGCACUAUUUUCCACCUAUCCUACCCCAAGGGGUCCCCGGAUAGCUUAAAUGCUAACAUACCCAUUGAGGAUUACACCCUUCAGUAUAUUCGGAUUGACGAUGCCAUUGCCCUGGUCCUCAACCACGGCCCCGGGUGCUUUAUGACAAAAACUGACAUACAGUCCGCUUUUCGAAUUAUCCCCGUUCACCCCGGGGAUUGGGAACUCUUGGGGAUGUCCUGGAAGGGUCGUUAUUACUUCGACAAAGCCCUCCCCUUCGGGCUAAGGAGUGCCCCUUUUCUCUUUAAUCAACUCGCUGAUGCCCUGGAAUGGUUGGUCAGACAACACCUGAACAUCCCCUCCAUCAUACACAUUCUCGACGAUUUUUUCAUUGUUCAACCUGCCCCCUCGUCCCUUUGUGCCACAGCCCUCUGCCGGGUUCUUACCCUCUUUGAGGAAUUAAACAUUCCCCUUGCCCCACAGAAAACCUUUCGCCCCACCCAAGUUCUUGAAUUCAUGGGAAUAACACUCGAUUCCGUAAACAUGCAGGCUCGUCUCCCCGAGGAUAAGUUAAGUAAUGCCCGGUCCCUGCUAGCGGACUGGUCUUCCAAACGGGUCUGUCGUCUACAGGACCUGCAGUCCCUCAUUGGGACUCUGCAGUUCGCCUGCCGGGUUAUUUCCCCUGGUCGCCCUUUCAUGCAGCGCAUCAUUAACCUUACCCGGGGUUGUGCCCGCCCCAAGCGGAUUAUUUUUCUCACCCAGGAGUUCAGAAAGGACAUCCUCAUGUGGCAAUUUUUCCUCGACCACUGGAAUGGUGUUAGCCUUUUUCUCCCCCCUUACACAGAAUCAUCCCCACAAAUCCAUUUAUAUACAGACGCAGCGGGUGCAGUCGGAUACGGGGCCUUCUUUGACAAUCAGUGGUUCCAGGGAAAAUGGCUCCCCUCCCACCAGCUCAACCCCUCCACAGGGAUAAGUAUUACCUGGCAAGAGCUUUACCCAAUUUACCUUGCCUGCAUGAUUUGGGGGCCCCAUUGGGCUAACAGGAGAAUUUGUUUUCAUUGUGACAACCAGGCAGUCGUCGCAGUUUUGUCUGCUAAAAGCUCAAAAAUUCCCCGCAUCAUGAACCUUGUCCGUUUGAUCACCUUUCAAACUUUGAAGUUUAAUUUUACCUUUACCGCAAAGCACGUCCCAGGGGUCGACAACGGCAUAGCUGAUAGUUUAUCUCGCUUUCAGAUGCCCCGGUUCCACCAACUCGCACCAGAUGCAUCGCCCGUUCCCUGUCCAAUCCCUCCUUUCCUGACGAAAGUCUAACUAUGCAGGCUGCUCACUACAUUUUCCAGUCCAUCGCCAGCUCUACUCGUCGAACCUAUUCCUCUGGGGAGCGACACUUUAUUAGAUUUUGCCUUUUUCAUAAACUCAUUUCACCCCAAACCCCUUUUCUCCCUACCAGUGAAUCAACCUUAAUUCAUUUCGUCACCCACUUAUCCAAUACCGUUUCGUAUGGCACUAUUAAAGUUUAUCUGGCAGCAGUUAAGAAUCUCCAUGUUGAGUUUGGCUGUCCCCUGGACUUCUCCUCCAUGCCCUUCCUAUACAAGACCCUUCGAGGGAUCAAAUCCUCCCUCGGGAUUGCCAAACGGGCCCGGUUCCCUAUUACUAUUUCGAUCCUCCGCCAAAUUUAUGCCAAACUAAAACCCUUCCAAUCGUUGGACACAGAUUCUUCAAUGUUGUGGGCUGCUUUUACCCUUGCGUUCUUUGGCUUUCUACGUAGUAGCGAAUUCACUUACAACGGCAAGUUCAAUAUUCAAUCCCACCUGACAAGAUCGGACGUCCACUUUUACCCCAACAUUGUCCAACCUGUGUCUUUCGAGGUUGUCAUCAAGAAGUCCAAAACAGACCCUUUCCGUGAGACAGCCAAGCUCACUAUCGCCAAAUCAAACUCUACUGUAUGUGCAGUCACCGCGUUAAGAGACUAUCUGCUUCAAACUAAUCCCAGUGGAGCUACCCAGCCCCUCUUCCAAUUCUCGGAUGGACGACAUCUUACUCGGUCCUCCCUCACCAACAACUUACGGGCUCUUCUCAAGGUUUGUGGAUUGGAUAGUACCUGCUAUGCAUCACACAGUUUCCGCAUUGGAGCAGCCACUACUGCGGGGGCUGCUGGCCUUCCAGACUGGCUCAUUAAAGUUCUUGGCCGUUGGAAAUCUGAUGCAUAUCAGUCGUACAUCAGGACACCCAAAGAAACCAUUCUCCAAGUCCCUCAAAAUUUGGCCUCCUGUCUAUCCAGUUAA